Molecule: messenger RNA, 1486 nt
Organism: Pyrus x bretschneideri (Chinese white pear)
Lineage: Eukaryota; Viridiplantae; Streptophyta; Magnoliopsida; Rosales; Rosaceae
Product: transcription factor MYB8
Exons: 3
Coding region: 255-968 (237 amino acids)
Source: RefSeq, a predicted model, not a curated record
CUCUCUACCCAAUCCGCGCUAGCUUCUUGCAGUUGGCCCCUCUCUCGCCCUCUUCCUCCCCACUUCCCCCACCCAAAACCCCCCCCUCCAUUUGUUCCUCAACUCUCUACCCAAUUCGCGCUAGCUUCUUGGCAGUUGGCCCCCCUCUCUCUCUCUCUCUUCCUCCCACCUUCACCCCACACCCCCCCCCCCCCACCACACCACAAACCCCCAAUUUUUAGGUUAUUAAUUAAGGUUAGUUAUAAGAUUUUAGAAUGAGGAAACCCUGCUGCGAUAAGCAGGACACGAACAAAGGAGCUUGGUCCAAGCAAGAAGACCUGAAGCUCAUUGAAUACAUUCGUAAAAAUGGCGAGGGUUGUUGGCGUACCCUUCCUCAGGCUGCCGGCCUACUUCGUUGUGGUAAAAGUUGUAGGCUGAGAUGGAUAAACUAUCUACGACCAGACCUUAAAAGAGGCAACUUUGCUGAAGAUGAAGAAGAUCUUAUCAUCAAGCUUCAUGCACUCCUAGGCAACCGGUGGUCAUUGAUUGCUGGGAGAUUGCCAGGACGUACAGACAAUGAAGUGAAAAACUACUGGAACUCUCAUUUGAGAAGAAAGCUUAUGAACAUGGGUAUAGAUCCAAAUAAUCAUCGACCGAACAACGUCAAUCUCCCUCGUCUUCAUCAUCAAAAUUCACAAACUGUCAGUAGUACUGCAACAUUGUCUGCGGCUUUAAAAAACCCUACCAAUUAUCAGCUGCAAGCAAGAUCCGGUGGUAAUAAUAAUUGUGACCAUGAAUCGGACGGUACAAGUUGCUUAGAGGAUGAUUCUUGUGGCCGGCUGCCUGAUUUAAACCUAGACCUCACAAUAACUGCUCCUUUGUCUAAUCCAGUUCCUGAUAACCUCAAGGAGGAGCAAAAUUUCGAGUCUAAAGUGUCAAAGAAGUCAUCAGAAUUUGCUUCAUCUACCAUCCUUCCUCUCUUCAGAUAAUCGAAUUUUCGUCCAUGUGGAUCGGAAGGUUUCCACAAGCAUUAAUUUUAGCUGAAAUGGCUUAUGAAAUUGAAAAUAAUUAUAUUGAUCAAUUGGAGAUAUAUAAAGAGUCUAAUUUUGUAGAACCUACUUAUUUGGGUAAAAAAUGCAAGAUGCAUAUCUUGGAAAGUCAGCGUGAGAUCCAAAAUUACAAUGCAGUUCCUUAAAAGAGCGACAAAUGUACUUCCAAGAAUCUUUCUUGCAUGCAUCUCAAAAUGUUGGCUUGCAGUUGCUCGGAAUCAUUGGACUUGAAGAUAAUCUAUCAGUUUAUAACAAGGCUUUGCAACAGAUGAUGAUGGCUGAAGCUGAACGUAUCAACAAGAAAGCAUAUUUACUUGAUCGGAGAUGCUGGCUAGAUAAAUUAGCCAAUUUAUUUAUCAUAAAGUUGGGUAAGUGAUUAAUAAAUGUAUUAGCUAUGUAAAUUUGUGAACAUGAACAUCCGCAUAUUCCAUUUAAUUACAGUAUUUCUAGCUUUGAUA